CCCAAUCGGGAACUAGUGACGCGCUAAACGCAAAAAGCCGACCGCAAAAAUGUAAACAACAAAAAAGAAACCCCGUCGUGUUAUUAUUAUUAUUUUAUUCAACCACCAACCACCCGCCACCCCGUCCGCCCUGCUUUCGCCAGAUACACGCGCGCGCACACACAUAUAUAUAGCUCUCGCAGCGCCAGAACCACUCUAGACCGAGUCGCAUAUCCCUCGCGAUCCAGUCGGUACCAACAUCUCUGCACCAUGUCGGCUGCUUUACCCUACCUGCGCGCGCUCCGCAAGAGCGACCUCGUUUCUCUGGCCGAGCUGUCGGACAUGAAGGAUUUCGCGGACAUGAAGAAGACCGAGCUCGAAGCUGCGCUGGACACCCAUCUGUCGCAGAACAAGAACCGUCUCGCCAGCGAGUCUAAACUGAGCGAUUACUACGAGAGACUGGCCCGGCCGCCGCGUGGAUCGCCGAUAAAGAAGGAGCCAAAGGUCGAGGUGACUUCGUUCGACGGCUCCAGCUCGGUCAAGCGCUCGACGCGUAGACGGUCCGUCAAGCCAAAGGAAGAAGUCGAAGCAACGGACGAGUCGGAUGAAUCUUCGUCCAAGUCUUCUCCUGCACCCGAGCCGGCUCCGGUUGCCACUCAGACCCCCUCGCGUCCAGCCAUCAAGUUCCCUUCCCUACCACCCUCUCCGGCAGUGGUAACGGACGCGAUUGACAGACAGACCACCAGAGUCCGCAAGUCUGUAUCCGAAGCAUGGGACCAGUCUGGCAUGACCGAGCGGACGCACAGUCUGCGUUCGUUGCUCAGCAGCACCUCAACCAUCCAGAUCUUGAUCCUUAUUCUUGAGCUGUCCAGCGUAAUAAAUGCCAUCAUGCCCUGGAGGAAGUUCACUUUCCCUGCCAUCGAGGUCCUGAAUACCUCUGCCUGCACCCACAAUAUACCAGACCUGUUCAACACUUUCCAGCCGGCCUUCUGGUCUCCCCUGUUGCUCUGGACUACCACCAGUGUUGUCCUGCCGUCUAUCAUCGCGUAUUUCUUCGACAUCAACCUUAAGAUGAGCCAGUCUACCUCUUCCACCACACGUCGAUCCGCAGCUGCGGCUGCGGCUCAGGACAAGGGAAAGGUCUGCGGAGAUCCCUUGGUGUUCAACGUGGCAAAAGCCUUGAUUGCCUCCAUCGUGUACGGGAGCGGGUUCAACUUCUGGAACAUGUUCAGCCAGACUUCUGUUUUGAAAGUUGUCAGUGCUGUUCCAUGGGGAUUGCAGGGCCUACUCACCGGCUCUGCCAUCUGUACUCUAGGAAGUCUGUACGAAGCCAUCUUGAGAAAGUAG
Molecule: messenger RNA, 1326 nt
Organism: Trichophyton rubrum CBS 118892
Lineage: Eukaryota; Fungi; Ascomycota; Eurotiomycetes; Onygenales; Arthrodermataceae
Exons: 3
Coding region: 250-1326 (358 amino acids)
Cellular component (GO): membrane
Source: RefSeq, a predicted model, not a curated record